AUGGCAACUCCUGGUGAGGCUCGUGGUUCUGCUACCUUGAAGGCCAUAACAUUCUUUUGUGUGCUUGCAGUUCUUGUAGCUGAUAUCCAGGGGCGUCAUCAUCAUACUUGUCCUCCUUUUUCUUGCGGCCAUCUGCAAGACGUCCGGUACCCUUUCCGCCGGAGAGGUGAUCCAGGCGAGUGCGGAGUUAUAUAUUACAAGCUGGCUUGCACCGAUAGCAGGGCUACCAUUACGAUCAACAGCUGGCCAUACUUUGUGACUGAGAUAAAUUAUGCCAAUUCUUCCUUCUUGGUUGUCGAUGCUAGAUUGGACUUGAGCAGCAGCUGCCCUGUUCCUCAACGGAACCAGGGGGCUUACCAGCUGUAUUACGGUGGUGGCUUUUUGAGGUCAGAAGGCUCGGAGUUAAUGCUUGAACUGGCCCCUCCCUCUUCAAUUGCGUUGGCUACCUUUGUGAAUUGCUCGCGUGAGGUCAGGAACAAUACUCUCUACUCACCAGUUGCUUGCCAUAGCACGAGCUCCUCUUUUGUUUAUGUGCUGAUUGGUGAUCCCACCGACAUUUUCGCCCUCAAGCCUUCCUGUGGAUACCUGGGCCUGGCUGUGAUUGUUCUGGAAGGCGAGAGAUCGCCAUAUUAUGCAAAUUAUCGAGAUGUCAUGGAAUCCAUGAGAAACGGAUUUGCAGUUAGUUUUCCGCAAGAUUUUGCAUGUACUACAUGUGGCUUUGAACAACCCUUGCCGUUGCUCAGUAUUGGCGAAUUAAUCAGUGGAAUGAAGUCUAGAAGAUACACGUGGGAAAAGAUUUUGGAACUUUUGCUAACUCGUUUGUUUCCUCGCAUAACUGGAAAAUAUGCAUAUGCAGCAAUUCCCAUGUGGAUUGCCCAGUGGAUUGCAAUAACUGCUGUACUAUGCAGGUUCAUGCUGCCGCCACUGGUGGUAUUGACAUUCCUUGCCUACAAGUACUGGAGAACAAGGAUAACAAUUGAUGCAGUCGAGAAGUUCUUGCGGAUGCAACAAAUGGUGGGCCCAAUCAGGUACAGCUACACAGACAUCACCGCAGUAACAAGGCAUUUCAGAGAUAAAUUGGGCCAAGGGGGCUAUGGCUCAGUCUACAAAGGUGUUCUUCUCCCAGGAGAUAUCCAUGUUGCUGUUAAGAUGCUAGCAGGUAGCUCCAACUGCAACGGAGAAGAUUUUAUUAGUGAGGUCUCCACCAUUGGCAGGAUCCACCAUGUCAAUGUGGUCCAUCUCAUGGGGUUCUGCUCGGAGGAAAUGAGAAGGGCCCUAAUCUAUGAGUACAUGCCUAAUGGCUCUCUUGACAAAUACAUCUUUUCGUCGGAGAGGAGCUUCUCUUUGGGACAAGCUCAAUGA
Triticum turgidum subsp. durum (durum wheat) is the source of this 1362-nucleotide messenger RNA. The record is from the annotation of a GenBank genome assembly. Lineage: Eukaryota; Viridiplantae; Streptophyta; Magnoliopsida; Poales; Poaceae.